Amoebophrya sp. A120 is the source of this 524-nucleotide messenger RNA. The record is from the annotation of a GenBank genome assembly. NCBI's taxonomy places the organism in Eukaryota, Dinophyceae, Syndiniales, Amoebophryaceae.
GGCGCCUGGCCCCUUUCCCAACCAAUCGAUACAGGCUGGCGGGCCGCCGGUGUGCCCCCCUGCCUACCGACGUGCGCACCCAGCCCGCGCGGAUGCCGCGCGUGCGCCCAUACCCACUGGACGGGCGGGGCCCGGUUGGCCCAGUGUUGAUAAGUCCGUCGCGGGGCAAUUCCGGGCGGGAAGCCCGCCGACGCCGGUACCGCGGCGGGCGGGGGCCGGCCGGCCGGCGGGCGAACCAACGGCGCACGCAGUUCGACACGUGUCUCUGCUCGCGGCCGUCUUUUUAUUUUCCGGCGCCCCGCGCAGCUGCCCAUGCACUUGCAGCGGAGAUUGGUUGCAGUGCGCGCUCAGACGUGCUUUCGUCAGGCUAAUAUGUCACACAUAGCCACGCUCAGCUCCGUAGGCCACAGAAUGAGUAGCGUUGUCGGGUCCUAUCUGUUGCCCCUCCGGUAGACACUCUGGGGCUUUCGUCUAGUACAGUGCCGGUGGCCUUUUUCUUUUUCGAAUUAUCCUAAAGACGUGGC